Molecule: messenger RNA, 811 nt
Organism: Meleagris gallopavo (turkey)
Lineage: Eukaryota; Metazoa; Chordata; Aves; Galliformes; Phasianidae
Source: RefSeq, a predicted model, not a curated record
AUGGGGCCGCGCAGGCGGACGGCGGCAGGCGGGCCGGGCACCGCCCUGGGGGAGGAUCCCUAUGGAAACUUCAUCGAUGAUUUGCGGCUAUAUGUGAGAGGAGGAACAGGUGGAAUGGGUUAUCCCCGACUGGGUGGGGAAGGAGGGAGAGGUGGCGAUGUCUGGUUCAUUGCCCAGGAAAGAUCGACCCUAAAGGGCAUUAAGGCGAGGUACCCGCAGAAGCGAUUUGUGGCUGGAUCAGGAGCCAACAGCAGCGUUAAAGCACUGAAAGGUGGAAAAGGAAAGGACUGUGAAGUGCAUGUGCCACCAGGGAUUUCAGUUCUUGAUGAUGAUGGGAAGAAGAUUGGAGAACUUAACAGAGCAGGAGAGAGAUUCCUGGCAGCUCGGGGAGGUCUCGGUGGCUCUUUGGCCACAAACUUCUUGCCUUGCAAAGGCCAGAGGCGAAUUGUUCAUCUUGAUUUGAAACUUAUAGCCGACGUGGGCUUAGUUGGGUUUCCAAAUGCAGGAAAAUCAUCCUUGCUAAGCAAGAUUUCUCAAGCCAAACCUGAGAUUGCAAAUUAUGCAUUUACAACGAUACAGCCUGAGCUAGGAAAGAUCAUGUAUGAAGAUUUUAAACAGGUUGGUGUGAAGGUUUAUUCUGGUUGUUUAAGUUGUGUGUAACAGUUAUUUAUGUUGCUUAACAGCAUUUCAAAAAGAAAUGGAAACUUAACUUGUAGAGUUUUCUGGGUGUUUAUGUAUACAUACAUACAUAUAUAUAUAUAUACACAUAAGACAAUUACAUGGAUUUAAUGGAGGUUGUGGAGAAAAUCUU